GAAGUGAAUGAGGCUGAGAGGGUACUUUAGCCACCAAAAACUAAUCAGGCUCUUCUUAUGCUGUGGUGUACAUGUACUUAUGCUCCAGUAAGAUCCAUGAGUUAUUCUUCUCUUCUACCAUGACAGGCUGGUACUUUGGUUUGCUUGUGCUCUUAUGUACAAACAAGUCUAUAUUGAGUUGUGAUUCCAAAUGGUUUGGUCUCGAUUGCCGAUUCAGAUGUCAUUGCACGCGGAAUGAUUGCGAAGCUGACGGCUCCUGUAAAGAAGACGCAAGGUGUGACACGGGUUGGUUUGGCCACAAAUGCCAGUACAUUGAUAUAAUGCAGUCAGCCAAAGUCAUCAAACCAGCAGCGUAUAAUACAUAUUACUGGUCUGACGGUAAUGACAAAUCCUGUUACCCUUAUGGAUAUCUCAGGAAUGUCGAACUCCAACUGGACCAACCCUAUCCCUUUAGUUGGAUCAGAAUAGUUGUUGAAAAUGCUAAUGUGCUGACUAAAGUUUUGUUAGGCUUUAAAGUGAAUGACACUUCUCUCCACUGCACUCGGCAAAAGGUGUAUCUAGUGGACAACAAAACUAUUGAUAUCAAGUGUCAAGACUAUAUCGUGACACAAACUGUCCUCCUGGAGGGAGACAUUGUUACAUCUCUAUGUUCGAUCUACAUUAGCGGAGGAAGAAAUGUUGCGAUUAGAGGGAAAACCAACUCUUCAAGUUCCAAUAAUCACCAAAAUGCCGUAGAUGGAAGUAAAGAAAACAAAUUCAGCAAAGGCAGCUGUUCACAUUCUACUACUGGUGACACAAAGCCAAGCUGGGAGCUGUCUUUUAGGGUACCCAUGCUCGUAGACAGAUUUGUUCUUUAUAAUAGAGGUGACUGUUGUAGUAAAAGGCUUCAAAGCUUUCAACUCUCAACAAAAGACUUCUCUGGAGUCAAUCAUUUCCACUACACUGGUCCUAAUGAGACAAAGCUCGUGUAUACAGUUUUACCAGAGAGAAGAUUGGACAUUGACUUCCUUAAAAUUCAAGCCACAUAUGUAGAUAAAGGGGAAGUAAUUCUGUCUUUAUGUGAGGUGGAGGUCUACGGAGAUUGCCCUCCAACAAGGUGGGGGCUUGACUGUGAUCAAGACUGUGAUAGUCGAUGCCCCAACACUUGUCAAGUGAACGUUGGCACUUGUGACACUGGCUGUAUUGGUUACGACAAUCCUCCUUACUGCACACAUAAAUGCCCAAAAGGAAAGUGGGGAUACAACUGUGAAAAUGACUGUCAAGCCAAUUGUUAUGAUAAAUGUUGUGAUAUAUUCUCUGGAUAUUGUGAUCAAGGAUGCUUGGGAUUUACAGAUCCACCUGAUUGUACUAAAGUUUGUAAUUCAGGACAGUAUGGCAAAAAUUGUGCAGAAUCCUGCCCAGCAAACUGCAAAAACACAAGGUGCAAUGCAUCGACUGGUGAAUGCUUUGAGUGUGAUGAUGGCUACGCUGGCAAGUUUUGUGAAGAUUUGUGUCCAGACGGUAGAUGGGGAAGGAACUGUUCUGAAACUUGUGAUAUCAAGUGUUUCCAGGCAUGUCAUUACAAGUCUGGCAAAUGUACCUUUGGAUGUUUGGGUUACUAUGACCCACCAGGAUGCAGAAAGUCCUGUCUGCCAGAAGUCUUUGGCAAGAACUGUAACUCAACCUGUUCAGAAAACUGUGUUGACAAAAAGUGCAAUUCAACUACAGGAGAAUGUUUUGUGUGUAAUAAGGGCUACACAGGAAACACAUGCUCUAGGGAGCAACAAACUGCUGAAUUGAAUGAGAAAAAUGAUACAGCAAUAUAUGUAGGGAUUACUAUCCUACUUAUUCUGCUAAUUAGUAUAAUUAUCAUCAUAAUAGUUGUGAUACGCAGGAAACGGCAGCACACUGAAUCAAGGCCUCUAAGAAUGCAAACAGAAAAAGAAACAAGAAUGUCUUUUGUAAAAUACAAAGACAAUGGUGUUGAGCUAGACAAGCAAGUAAAUACAGAUAUGGAUGCUACAUACCAGAACCAGGAUACCUAUCUUUCAAAAAACACAUCUAUACCAUUGUAUAGCCUUUAUAAUUUCAUUGCAAGUCAUUGCACAGAUUUUUAUAAAACACAAUUUCAGUCAGUACCUACUGCUACAGCUGUUUCUUUGCAAUCUGGACAGAAUCAAGAAAACAAAAACAAAAAUCGUUAUAAAAAUAUUUGUCCUUAUGAACACAAUCGUGUGAAAUUAAAAAUAAACACUUCAAAGUCUGAAAGUGACUACAUAAAUGCCUCAUAUGUAAAUGGCUUUAGCUGUACAGAAAUCUUUAUCGCUGCUCAAGGCCCUCAUAAAGCUAUACUAACUGACUUUAUUAGAAUGUUGUGGGAACAUUCUGUUGAGAAAGUUGUUAUGUUGACACAGCUAGCUGAAAAUGGGAAGAUGAAGUGUGAGCAGUACUGGCCAGACGAUGGGAGUAUUAGAUUUGGGGAUAUCAAAGUAACACUCAUGUCUACACAAAACUUUGCUGACUUCACUAUUAGAAGUAUUCAAUUGUCUAAGAAAGGAGACAAUAGACUUGCAUUAACUCACUACCACUAUUUGGGAUGGCCUGAUAAAGGUGUGCCUCAAAAUCCUUGGAGUUUAGCACAAUUUCAUCAUAUUGUUUCCAUGACACCAACAGCUAAACCAAUCCUUGUCCAUUGCAGUGCAGGUGCUGGAAGAACAGGAUGUUACAUAGCAUUACAUAACAUACUGAGACAAGCUGAGAUGACUGGGUCUGUUGACUUCUUGCAGACCUUAAUUAAACUAAGACAAGAUAGGAUGUUUAUGAUACAAACAGCUGAGCAGUAUGAGUUUUUGCACAUUAUCACUUUAGUGGCUUAUACUUGUUUGGAACGAUAUUGUACAGCCCUUCAGUUUAGUGACACAUUUAAACUAAUACAAGAACAAACAGGACAAGAAAGAAUCAAGAUGGAAUGGGUGACAUUGGACAAGAUGAGUAAAUACUUCAAUCAGAAGAGUGAGACAACAGAUAAUCAAAUAGUGGAAGCAGAUGUGUAUCAAAAUGUUCAAAAAGCUUCUGAUGAUUCCAAGAACAGAUUUUCUUCAAUAAUUCCAAAAGACCAAUACAGACCCUUUCUCAGACAGGAGACAGGUGACGAUAGUGAUUACAUCAAUGCUGUACUUGUACCUAGUUUUAAAAGAAGAAAUCAAUACAUUUUAACCCAACUUCCCCUGCCAAAGACAGUCAUCGAUUUUUGGCGGCUAGUUGUUCAAUAUAAAAUUUCCCUAAUCGUGGCUUUUCAAGUGAAUGAAAUGAAUACUGAUGUGACAAUGGGCAAAUACCUUCCAAAUGACAUAUCAAUAAAAUGCUCUGCUUAUGAGGUAGAGAAUGUCUCUUCUAGAAGAACACAACUUUGGGAAGAACAGAUCUUACAAAUAAAAGUUAAACAGAAGUCAUUUAUGCCAGAGACUCAAAAUGUUAUUCAUUUGAAAUGUCUGAUCUCUGAUCUCAAAGACUGUAAUAGGAUGUCAUCAUUUAUCAAACAAAUCAAGUCAUUUACUUCUUCUGAAGGCCGAGUUAUAUUUAUGUGUAGAGAUGGUGCUACCUAUAGCGGAAUGGCAUGUGUAUUAAAUAUAUUGAUGGAUUGCCUUGAUCAAAUGUCCUGGUUCACAAUUCCUGGUGUUGUGGGAACAGUCAAAACCAUAAGACCUGAGGUCAUUCCAUCCUUGGAUGAUUAUCUUCUGCUACACAAGAUUCUUCACCACUACAUUGAACUGUCUUCCCACUACAACACUGUUGAAUAUGAGUUCCAGUCUCCCUGUUCAAGCCAAGAGAAUUUACUUCAAGCUGGAGAUAGAAUAAGUGAUGACAUUUAUGCUAAUUUAUAAAAAAAAAAAUUGUUUUGGAGACAUAUCUUAUGCUUUCUAGGAUAUAGAUAUGUAAAAUUUUAAGUAUAGCACUAUAUUUAAUUUAAAUGAUUUUAGGUUCACAUAAAAGGAUCAUAUAAUGUGCUUUAGUUUCUCUGUCCCCAGUAGUUUCAUGAUUGUCAUUUAUCUAACGAUCACUUACUAUGCCUACCUUUUAAUUUGAUUGACUCUAUGAGUACAUUGUUUGAAACAUUUUUGUAUGAAGUUCAAAAAAAUAAUAAAAGAAUUAAAAAUUUUUUUUUUUUAAGAUGUAAGAUUGAAAUCAUCACUUUUUCAACAUGUUUUGUCAAUAUUUUAUUUUUAAAGUCAAAAAUAAAAUAAAAGUAAUUUUCUGUCUACUAA
Molecule: messenger RNA, 4244 nt
Organism: Biomphalaria glabrata
Lineage: Eukaryota; Metazoa; Mollusca; Gastropoda; Planorbidae
Product: receptor-type tyrosine-protein phosphatase T-like
Exons: 29
Coding region: 72-3863 (1263 amino acids)
Biological process (GO): protein dephosphorylation
Molecular function (GO): protein tyrosine phosphatase activity
Source: RefSeq, a predicted model, not a curated record